This is a messenger RNA of Paramuricea clavata, 5101 nucleotides long. The record is from the annotation of a GenBank genome assembly. NCBI's taxonomy places the organism in Eukaryota, Metazoa, Cnidaria, Anthozoa, Malacalcyonacea, Plexauridae.
AUGUCGAAAACAACAACGCGAAUGUCAUGGCAGUAUGAAACAGAUUUAAAUGAAGACAAUCUACGGAGGUCAGUUCAAGCUUCAACCAAGGCUACGUUGUUCUUUAUUGAAGGUAGUAAUAAUGCAACAGCUGUACUUGCAAUGCCUGGUCUAUCCAAGGAUAUCACAAGACAGUUAAUGCUUAUCAGUCGUAGUGCUUCGCCUAAAGCAGAAGAUAAACUACGACUUCUUAACGAACUUCAGGCAAAGAUGACGGGAAUUUAUAGCAAGGGAAAAGUGUAUUAUUUAGAUAAACAAACAAGGAAACCCCAAUAUCUUGAACUUGAACCUGGUUUGAUCAACUUUAUGGCAAAGUCAAGAGAUUAUAAUAAACUAUUAUUUGCUUGGCAAGGUUGGCGAGACGCUGUUGGUCCAAGAAUGAAGCCUUUGUAUGAAGAAUUUGUAAAGAUUGUCAAUUUAGGAGCCCGCGAGCAUGAUUGGGUGGAUAACGGUUACUUCGAGCGUUCUCAUUAUGAACUUGGAUCUAAUUUCAAACCAACACUAAACAAAGCAUGGGAGGAAAUACAACCUCUGUAUGAAGAACUUCAUGCUUACGUACGUUAUAAACUCAGUUUAACUUAUAAGAAUGUCUCUGUACAUAAACCCAUACCAGCACAUGUCCUCGGUGACAUGUGGGGACAACAUUGGGAUCAUGUAUUUGAUUUGAUAAAGCCAUUUCCAAAUACAAGUACGAUUGAUGUCACGCAAAAUUUACGUGCUCAAAAUUACACCGUUCAAAAGAUGUUCGAGCUGGCGCAGUCAUUCUAUAUAUCCAUUGGCUUGGAUCCAAUGCCUUUUGCUUUUUGGAAUAUGUCGUUGUUUGAGAGACCAAAAAAUAGAAAAGUAGUUUGUCAUGCUUCAGCUUGGGAUUUCUCUGACGGGGAGGUCAGGUAAGGAAAAGUAGUGUAGGUUUUGUUAGAUCUCAUGCCAAAUUUCGGAAAUCUGAGUUCUGGUCAUGGAUGGCCUAGCCCUAUAGCCCCAUUUGCCGAGUCAUUUCCUCAACGUAUUUUGGUCCAUACGCCCGAUUCAUCAGCAUCGCAAGAAAUAUAACUGGGGUCCAGUUACAAUAUUGACUAUUCCCAUGCAAACUACAAAUAAUUUGGCCAUCCUUUUAGUUGAUUUUUUACCCUUGCCUUGCUCUACCGCAAUGCAGCACGAUUUAAGUUGUUCGUUCGAAAAAGUAAACUUAACACAAACACACCUUCAUACUACUAAUACAUGUCACAACUGUUUGCAAUGACGACUUUCAUUUUUGUCAACUACUGUAGGAUAAAGAUGUGCACAAAGAUAAGUCACAGUGACCUAAUAAUCAUACAUCAUGAAAUGGGACACUGUGCUUACUUCCUGGCAUAUAAAGAUAAACCAUUUGCAUAUCGUGGUGGAGCUAAUCCAGGAUUUCAUGAAGCUAUAGGAGACACUAUUGCACUUUCUGUAGAGAAUCCAACACAUCUUAAAGAAAUUGGUUUGCUGUACGAAGCAGAAGACACGUAUAGUAAGUGGAACCAUUGACAUUUACUGCAUGUACGUACACUUUAGGAAAUGGUGUUCCUCAUAAAAAAAAUUAAGGUGGCUCAAUACAGUUUUUAAAAAAAAUGGAGCAAAAAAAUUUAAUAUUAUGAAUAAUCACCUUUACGUAAUUCAAAAAUUUUUUGGCUCCACAGAAUUUUUUUAAAUUGUCAAAAUAAUUGAUUAUACAAAGAGAAAUCAUUUUCUAAAAUAAAAUUUGGGUCACGAUGUCGUUUACGAGUUAAAUUACUUUAAAGCCAAAAAAUCCGCCAUCUUGAACGUCAUUGUUGCCAUAGCAACGGCAGUUGCGUAAUUUUUGUGCAGAAAUUCAAACUCUUUAGAUGUUGUUUUAUAUGUCAAGUAAUAAUUGUCCAAAAAUACGCAUCUAAAUCGUGAAUUUUCCAUUUUUUUAAAAACUGUAUUGAGUCUAACUGAUGUUUCAGGUCUCGCGUGGGAGGUUACUGCAACGUUGCGUGGGAGGAAAAUUGAUGUCGAAGUUGUAUAAUGCAGAUAUACAUACAUCUUUACUCACUCAAAAAGUUACAAUAAUACGUUACAAAAAAAGAAUGCGUAUAGCUAUCUGAAAUAACCAUUUGUGGGCAAUCAAUCUAGUCAGAGAUAGCUAUUAGAACGAAAUAUAAAGAAAAGUAAUUGUUAGAACUAGUCUUGAGGAUACGUGGGUGUGUCAGGCCCCCCUCAUUUCCCCGUGGCAUCGCCAUUGACUAAGAAGAUCAGCACGAACCAAUUGACAAAAAAAUCACAUAGAUACAAAAAUAAACCAAUUAGCCUUUCUCACACCGCCAUUUUUGGGUGGCUUUUGAGCCGAAGUCUGCGAGAUAAGUCCACGAAUGAUGGUAAAUUUGCUUUAUAAAUGGUUAGUUUAUUUUGAAAAAUUGCUUUUCACAUUGUUUUAAUUGUCAGGAUUAUCUCGUCAGUGUAGAUAGCGACGAUAACAAGACGGCUGGGGAUUGAGAGAGAUAUAAUUACCUGAAAAAUACAUGCAGAUCUUCAACGUUUCCCGACGAAAGGCAUAUCAUUUCAACAAUCUCCUCUUUCAUUUUAGAAAAUUCCAUAAGCUUUCUUCUCCGACAAGCUCUUCAACGUGUUGCAUUUGUUCCGUUUGCGUUCCUGGUUGACCAAUGGCGUUGGAGAGUGUUUUCAGGCAAUAUAACGUCAGAUACGUACAACUCAGAAUGGUGGAAUCUUAGAACCCAGUACCAGGGUGUAGCUCCACCAGUGCCACGUCAUGAGAAAGAUUUCGACCCAGGUGCUAAGUUUCAUAUUGCCGCAAAUUCACCAUAUAUAAGGUACGUCUGCAUGAACGGUUAGCGUUAUUUAUGAAGUUUAUGUCAGAACCGCUCUAAAUAUCGGAAACACUGCACGACAAACCAAACCAUUAAUUUCGAGCGAGGAGUCAACCUCGUACCCAGGCAGGCCCUGGGUACGAGGUUGGCGAGGAGUUAAGCCUGGUUCACACGAUGAAAUAAGCAUAAGCAUAAGCAUAAGCAUAAGCAUAAGCAAGCGGAACCUUUGAUGUAAACAUAAGAAGAACAAAUGUUGCGUUCUUCUUAUGCUUACGUUUAUGCACAUAUUUAGGCGAUAUAACCGCGGCACAGUGGCAUGCAGUGGUUAGAAUGCUGCCCCAGAAUCGCAGAUUUGGUUUCGGUUGAAGGGCCCAAAGUUGCAUGAUGUUACACGAACCUGGCAAAUUAUCGCUUAGCUUCUCUGGUUAGAUGUAGGUUAUAUGUAUGUAUUUUUCGAAAUUUCCAUCCUUGAAUUAUUUUUAAUUAACCCAUUGAGUGCCAGCGCUCUCCCCCUGACGAAUAAAAUCGUCUGGCGUUAGACAGAGUAAAAUAAUAAAGUAGGGCGCAUCUGGACGCAUUACCACUUAAAGGGUUAAAUUAACAGGAUGCAUAGGCAGAUAGUCUGAUCAGAGUCGCAGAGACGGGGUGGGGCCAAAUUGCCCCAGGCCCCAACUUGAGAGCGAGAGUUAGUUAGAGUAGGUUCUUUAAUUAAUUAAAUUAAAUUGGUACGUAAGAGCAUUUUUGAAAUGAGGGCCCCUUACAGUAACUCCACAUGCAGUCUAGCUAAGGUCUAGUUGGGUGACUAACUUGGGUCUAGCUUAAAAAUGAUGAUGUCAUGGGGCCCCCAGAGAAGAUUUGUCCCGGGCCUCGCGAAUUCUCUCGGCGACCCUGAGUGUGAUUAACUCAUUGAGUGGCAGCGCUCUCCCCGUGAAAUAAUAAAGUGUAGGGCGCAUUGCCACUUAAAGUGUAGAAGGUGUAAUGAAUUUUAUUAGCUAUAAUUUUGUUCAUAUAUAUAUAUCAACGUUUUUCACAUUUGUAGUACCUUCCUUUACAGUUAUUUCUUCAGCCAAAUCCUGCAGUUUCAGUUCCAUCGUAGUCUAUGUAAGAUUGCACGAUCCAAGCAACCAUUACAUAAAUGUUCAAUUUAUAAAUCGAAGAAGGCUGGGAAAAAAUUUAGGUAUGUACCUAAAUCUUGAGGUUUAUCAUGGCAGUAACAAAGGCACCCAAUAUGGAAAAUACAAACUGUUAUAUAUCUCUUUUGUGGUCAUGGAUAUCUUUGCAAGUUUCAGUGCAACGUUUGUGUUUCUGAUGGUGACUCUGAAAAUAUAGUCGAAAGCUAAAAUAUUAAAAAUGUUAAUUUCAUGAGCUACCGUUGUUUUGUAUUUUUGAGCCAAACAUUCCCACGAUGUUUUAUUAUAAAUUGCUUUCUUAAAUUAAAAAAUCGAUUGCAAUGUAUAAAUUGGAGAGGGCAUAUGGAAAUGACAGAAUGAAGUGAUUGUUGAUUAAUAACACAAAUACGACAGCUAGUGACCGAAAAGACGAAUCGAGCCAUUGGUCAGUGAUCGGCCCUCAGCAUAACACUUAACAUUAUCUUGUGAAAACCCCUGUUCAGUUCACUAUGCCACCAAUCACCCAUUGAUCUGACAUAUUUGUGCAAAUAACUUAUUUACCAAGAAAUAUAGGAAUAUAAGAACAAACAGUUUUAAUUGCCAACUAUAUCAGUAUAUCAACUGUUAUUUUUUGUUAAAUUUUGCAGAGAAGUCCUGGCCGCUGGUUCAAGUUACCCCUGGCCACAAAUCCUUUACAAGUUGACAGGAGAAAGAGAGCUUCGUGUAGACGCCAUGUUGGAAUACUUUGAACCUUUACUAACAUGGUUAAAAUCUGAAAGAGAGAGAAUAAAAUAUCCAAUAGGAUGGAAAAAGUCAAAUGUACCUGUCGGGAGGAAAAGUGAGAUAGUAUCAACGGAUAUUGAUAAACCAAUCUUCUUAAAAAACAGUUCUGAUGUGGGCUUAUCAUAUGUGCGGGCAAUUAAGAAGGAAAGUAAACUGAUGCAGGCAAACAAGUCUGAUCAUAGUUCAGGGCAGAAAAGUAAAGCGGACAGUACUUCGUUUAACGUAUCUCAAAAUGGAUUAACAGCUAGCAAAGCAAAUACGCAGUCGCGAAGUGUUCUUGGACCUUUAGGCCAAACAAAGUCUUCAAUUCUUACCAGACCUGUGUUUGUGCCGUCCACUGGAAAAGAUCCUUUGACUUUA